CUGGAGAGAGAAAAUAGCCCGAUGUGUAGGCUAUGAAUUCGAUGCUGGGUGGGUCUACCGUUUUUCAGAAAUCCAAAUAACUCUCGUGCGUAAAGGCUCCUUCACAGUAAAUCAAGAUGUUGGUUCUUGCUGGAAUCGUUUCUCUUCACAUUACCACCAUCAUCCUGCUUUUGGUCGCCACCAUUGAUAAUGCCUGGUGGUUCACAGACACGGUGGCCACGGACGUAUGGGGCCGCUGGGAACUGUCCAGCUCAGUUUGGCAUUACACCAACCUCAAGGGAGAUUUUGAUAAAGAUUACCUCCAGGUAGUUCAGUCCGGGGCAGUGCUGGCCUGCAUCUUCUCCAUCGUGGGCUUGUUUGUGUUUGUGGCACAGCUCUUCACCCUGGGCAAGGGCCAUAGGUUCACAUUCUCUGGGGUCUUGAUGCUCAUCUCCUCUGUGUGUGUCAUGAUCGCCGUCUCCGUCUACACGGACAUCUUCCACAAAGAAGACCAGGGCUGGUACGGACACUCUUUCAUCCUGGCUUGGAUUUCCUUCGCGCUCACCUUUAUCCUGGGUGUAAUCUAUAUUGUACUGCGCAAGAAGAGCGAGUAGAGUAACGGGUGGUUUGAGGAUUAUAAGGAAGGACAGUUUUUAGGAAAGGGAGAUAUGGACUUGUUUUUAGUACGUUUGUUACAGUGCCAGUUUUUACUCAUGAGAAGGAAGGUGGUACAGAUGUGGAAGACCCCAAAAUUGCAUGCACAAUCAAUUCCUAUGCAGAUUACUGCAUGCAUGUACAAAUAGAUUUGUAUUGUUUAAAGAUAUAGUACUGUAUAUUUUAUUGUAUGUUAACUGUUGAACAAUCAGCAAACAAGCUUGGAUUUCCAAUACUGGUUUUUAAGUGAUUUUUUAUUGUCCUUAUAACUGAAGUGUUUUAUAGUAAUUUGUCAUUUUUUAUGAUACAAUUGUAACCAUUUGUCAUGUGUUUAAUUAUUUUAACGAUUGUUUUUUUAAGUGAAUUUUAACAAUUUCUGUGAUUCUGUGUUUUGGUUGGCUGCUAUAUCGAAGUACAUUUUAACCUGUACAAGUGAAAAAAGUAAACCAAGAAUGGAGGUCAACUUGCUGUAUUUAAUAUCACAUUAAAAAUGCAUCAGAUUAUUUUUUUUUAUAUUUUACAAAUCCAUUUGAAUUUAAGCUAUUUCAUUCAGACUAUUCAAUAUAUAAACAAAAUAAAAACACCACAGAAAAAAUAAA
Esox lucius (northern pike) is the source of this 1232-nucleotide messenger RNA. RefSeq names its product epithelial membrane protein 1 (gene emp1a). Gene Ontology annotation, cellular component: plasma membrane. The record is from RefSeq and is a predicted model, not a curated record. Lineage: Eukaryota; Metazoa; Chordata; Actinopteri; Esociformes; Esocidae. The transcript is spliced from 5 exons. The coding region runs from base 117 to 593 and encodes 158 amino acids.